GAAGACUAUUAUACUUCGUAUCAUCACUAACUCAUUUUCAAUUUAAUUAAAAUGAACGUAGAAAGGUGCUGGUUAAUUGUAUCUUUCAUAAUGGUUUUCACAAAUUUGGUGAAUGGAUUGAAAUGUUUCGAAUGUACUUUGUCAGACAUAAAUUGUGCAAAUCCAAUCAGCAAUAACGUGUCAAUAGUAAACUGCCGUUUAUCCAUAUUCACAAUUCAUCCGGAAAAUCUCCAAUCUCGGUUAAAAGGAAUAUUUGAAGAAGCGAAUUUUCAGUGUUUGACAACGAUUGAAAGAAUGUCUGGGAAGCUCUAUUAUACUAGAAGAUGUGCCUUAAAGUCAGAAAAGACAAUUUGUGAUCACAUUUCAAUGAUGGACAAGGAAUCUCGAAUGGAAAAAUGUUCGUUAUGUGAAAAAGACUACUGCAAUUCGUCCACGUCGUUAACAUUAAGCUCAGUCUAUUUUCAAUUAUUGUGUUUAAUUUUUAUGUACAAAUAAAUUGUUUAAUUUAA
Molecule: messenger RNA, 509 nt
Organism: Diorhabda carinulata
Lineage: Eukaryota; Metazoa; Arthropoda; Insecta; Coleoptera; Chrysomelidae
Exons: 3
Coding region: 52-495 (147 amino acids)
Biological process (GO): regulation of synaptic transmission, cholinergic; positive regulation of voltage-gated potassium channel activity; sleep
Source: RefSeq, a predicted model, not a curated record